Sodiomyces alkalinus F11 is the source of this 666-nucleotide messenger RNA. RefSeq names its product septum-promoting GTP-binding protein. Lineage: Eukaryota; Fungi; Ascomycota; Sordariomycetes; Glomerellales; Plectosphaerellaceae. The record is from RefSeq and is a predicted model, not a curated record. Gene Ontology annotation, cellular component: spindle pole body. Gene Ontology annotation, biological process: regulation of exit from mitosis. The transcript has 4 exons. The coding region runs from base 1 to 666 and encodes 221 amino acids. Gene Ontology annotation, molecular function: GTPase activity; GTP binding.
AUGGCUCACGCAGCCCCCAGCCCCAGUGCCAGCGCCAGCGCCAGCGCCAACAAUAACAAUACCAACACCGCAGCCGCCAACGGCCGCAACCACGUCGUCAUCAAAGUCGGUAUGGUGGGCGACGCGCAGAUCGGCAAGACGAGCUUGAUGGUCAAGUACGUCGAGGGCAGCUGGGACGAGGACUACAUCCAGACCCUGGGCGUCAACUUCAUGGAGAAGACCAUCUCCAUCCGCAACACCGAGAUCACCUUCUCCAUCUGGGACCUGGGCGGCCAGCGCGAGUUCGUCAACAUGCUCCCGCUGGUCUGCAACGACGCCGUGGCCAUUCUCUUCAUGUUCGACCUCACCCGCAAGAGCACCCUCAACAGCAUCAAGGAGUGGUACCGCCAGGGCCGCGGCUUCAACAAGACGGCCAUCCCCAUCCUCGUCGGUACAAAGUACGAUCACUUUGUCAAUUUCCCAAGGGAGGACCAAGAGGAAAUUUCCAACCAGGCUCGUCGCUUUGCCAAGGCCAUGCGGGCUGCCCUCAUCUUCAGCAGCACAAGUCACAGCAUCAACGUGCAAAAGAUCUUCAAGAUCGUCCUCUCAAAAGCCUUCGACCUCAAAUGCACCAUUCCGGAAAUCGAGAACGUCGGCGAGCCUCUCCUCCUUUACCAGACAUGCUAA